This is a messenger RNA of Sinocyclocheilus grahami, 7683 nucleotides long. Its product is annotated as CUGBP Elav-like family member 1. The transcript is spliced from 15 exons. Gene Ontology annotation, molecular function: RNA binding. The record is from RefSeq and is a predicted model, not a curated record. The coding region runs from base 368 to 1975 and encodes 535 amino acids. NCBI's taxonomy places the organism in Eukaryota, Metazoa, Chordata, Actinopteri, Cypriniformes, Cyprinidae.
CCUCCAUCAGCACUUUCCUUUGUGGGAGCAGGGGUGCAGCUUUUAGUUGUCUGUUCGGCCCAUCCUAAUCCUCAGUCCCAGCCCAGUGACCAAAGCUCUACGGCCUGUGUUUGUCAUCCAGCACAGUGUCGAACUUCAUCGUUGUCUCUCUCUGCUCCAUGUCUAUUUGAGUUUUGUGGAGUCUGAUCAGCCCCCAUGAGGUGCACUCUUCCCUUUCUUACCCAGCUGUUCCCAUGUCACUUAUGACUGAACCUUGAAAGACGUACUUGACGGAUAGUCGCUGUGGCUGUUUUAGUGUUUAAGUGUGAGAGUCUGUUUUUGUGGAGUCUGUCAGCAUUCAUUUGAGACUAGUGAAGUGCUGAAGAAAAUGGCUUCCUUUAAGCUGGAUUUUCUGCCAGAGAUGAUGGUGGACCAUUGCCGUUUGAGUUCCAGCUCAGCAACCAAGAAGAUGAAUGGGUCUCUGGACCACCCAGACCAGCCCGACAUUGAUGCUAUAAAGAUGUUUGUGGGUCAGAUCCCCCGGAUGUGGUCAGAGGAUCAGCUGCGUGAGCUGUUUGAGCCCUAUGGUGCAGUUUAUGAAAUCAAUGUUCUUCGGGACAGGAGUCAGAACCCCCCACAGAGUAAAGGUUGUUGUUUUGUCACAUAUUACACCCGUAAAUCUGCAUUAGAAGCACAAAAUGCCCUUCACAACAUGAAGAUUCUUCCAGGGAUGCAUCAUCCCAUACAGAUGAAGCCUGCAGACAGUGAGAAAAACAAUGCGAUAGAAGACAGAAAGCUGUUUGUUGGAAUGGUUUCAAAGAAGUGCAAUGAGAACGACAUAAGGAUCAUGUUUUCUCCAUACGGCCAAAUUGAGGAGUGCCGCAUACUGAGAGGCCCUGACGGACUGAGCCGUGGGUGUGCCUUCGUCACAUUCACAGCGAGACAGAUGGCCCAGUCUGCCAUCAAAUCCAUGCACCAGUCACAGACCAUGGAGGGCUGUUCUUCUCCCGUUGUGGUAAAGUUUGCAGACACGCAGAAGGAUAAAGAACAGAAACGUAUCACCCAACAGCUGCAGCAACAGAUGCAACAGCUCAAUACUGCCUCCAUGUGGGGAAAUCUUACAGGACUGAACUCACUAGGGCCACAGUAUCUUGCACUUUAUUUGCAGCUUCUACAACAGUCUGCGUCCUCUGGAAAUGCACUCAACAAUCUCCAUCCAAUGUCAGGUCUGAAUGCCAUGCAGAAUUUGGCUGCAUUAGCGGCAGCAGCAAGUGCUACGCAGGCCACCCCCACAGGUAGCAGUGCUCUGACCACCUCCAGCUCCCCUCUCAGCGUCCUCACCAGCUCAGGUACGCUCUCCGGACAGCCUGCUCAAUCUGCCUGGGAUGCCUACAAGGCGGGUUCCUCUCCCACCUCCAGUACUAGUUCUUCUGUGAACCCCAUGGCGUCUUUAGGUGCUCUUCAGUCUCUUGCUGCGGGUGCUGGAGCAGGUCUCAACAUGAGUUCCCUAGCAAGCAUGGCUGCGCUGAAUGGUGGUCUGGGCAGCGGAGGUCUCUCGAACGGCUCGGGCAGUGCUAUGGAAGCUCUGACUCAGGCAGCCUAUUCUGGGAUCCAGCAAUAUGCCGCUGCUGCUCUUCCCAGCCUCUACAGUCAGAGUUUACUGUCCCAGCAGAACGUUAGUGCCGCUGGCAGCCAGAAGGAAGCAAGUCCCAAUCAGAGCGCGGGCCCCGAAGGAGCAAACUUGUUCAUCUACCAUCUGCCACAAGAGUUUGGUGAUCAGGAUUUGCUGCAGAUGUUUAUGCCUUUCGGCAAUGUUAUCUCUGCCAAGGUCUUUAUUGACAAACAGACCAACCUUAGCAAGUGUUUUGGCUUUGUUAGUUACGACAAUCCAGUUUCGUCCCAGGCGGCCAUUCAGUCAAUGAACGGUUUCCAGAUUGGAAUGAAGCGGCUGAAGGUGCAACUUAAACGAUCCAAAAAUGACAGCAAGCCAUACUGAGUGAUUUUACUCUCAAAUGGACUUGGUUUGAAAAUGUUUUUCUGGUAAGUGGAGUGUGACGUUGGAAAGUUAGAAUGACCCCACCCUCUCUUUAACACCCGCCUUUCCUAAUCCUCCUUUUACUUCUCUGGCCUUUCCUACAUCUUCUCUCUUAACCUUCAAAACAAAGACAACAUGCAAAUUGUUAAGAAUUUGUUCCAAGGAGUUAAUUUUUGUUUUCCACAUUUAUAUAUCUAAUUGUUUUGUUGAUCUUUUAUUUUCCUUUUUUUUUUUUUUUUUGGUGCCAUAUUACAAGUUUGCUGUGUAUAAAUCUUGCGUCAAAGGAUGUUGCACAAUGAAAGCCAGCCUGUGCGACUGCUUUCAGUCCCUUAGACUGUUGAUCACCACGGUCUGGCCCCUGUAGAUGUUCUCCUGUGUUUACGCUAGACUCUUUUAGUACAUUGGGACAGUGUAAUGCUGAUGCCUCCUACAAUGCUGCCUUUCUAGAAAAUAAAGGAGGCUUGCUGCAUCGGUGCAAAAGAUAAUCAGUCAGUCACCUGAAUAUUGUUUUGAGCAUCUGGAAGGUCAGGCUGCACUCCACUAGACUCCGUUUUCAUGGAUGCCUUUUUAUUUCAUUCAUGUAUUUAUUUCACUAAUUUAUUUAUUUAUUUUAAUGUAUCGGUGUCUUCACAAUGAGGGUGAUGUAACAUUGCUUCAAAGUCUGUUUUAUGUAUUCUGUUGGAGGGCUCAGCUAAAAACCGUAAUGUUGAUGCUUUCUGUUUGUUUUUAUUCACAUUCAUAUUUUUACAUUCUAAAAAGACAAACACUAAACAAGGGUAUUAUAUCCCAUGUGGUGGUUAAUCAUUCAGUAUUGGUAGUUUGCAGGAGAUGCUACACUUACUCUCAGGACAUUCUCACCAUUCUGUCAGACCAAAACUUCUCGCCCAUUAUUCUACUCACCUGGUACGUGAACAUUUCUAAAGAUCUGUAUGAAAUAAGUGCUUCAUUUCAGUUCACGAAUCCUUUCUUAAAGCCUCAAACAAAAACAAACCUUUUUUUGACCCAAGAUUUUUGCUGAAGAAUCGCAUGGUAGCACAUAUGGGUUUUAAAAUUCCAUUUGUAUAGAUUUUUUUUUUUUUAGCAUAGACACGAUCUACAACACAAUUUUUAUUUUGAUGGUCAUUUGAUACGUUAUCCUACGCCUCAAUUGAGGAGGUUGGCGUUGAAGCUUUUAGCAAUAUUUGUAUUCUGGAGAAGAGUGAGAGACGAUACUGCCAAGAAAAGAAAGAAGGAAGUUUGCAAUUGCUGAAUUCAUGGCCGCUUAAUUGUCAGAGUAAUUUGAACAGAAAUUUCCUAACUUUCGUGGCAAUUUGUGUUCAAUAAGUAUUUAAUCUCUGUGUUUGCAGGUGGUCUCUUGUACCCUGGUGUAUGGAGACUCGUCCUGCAAUCCUAUUCUAGUUUGUAAUUCUAAGUUACUCCAUGCAACUUGCUUCAGUUGACCAUGGCAGUAAAUAAGUGUUCAAAUCGUAAUCAAAUGUUAAUGCCAAUCUGAGUCCUGCAGGGUCAUGAGGUAAGAUUGUUUUUAUGGAAACUUGAGAAGAAAACAUUAUCCAGAUAGUGUAUAUUACUUAACUAUUAUGCCUUUUCUAUUUUUAUAGAGGUUUUAUAAUAUUGCCUAAAUAAUUUCUCUGAAUUAAAGCGGUUGUUUAAAAAAAAAAUCAACUCAAAAGAUUCAACAGUGUUUUUGUAGAAUCCUAUUGUGAAGUUGUGUGGAUAUAUUCACCGAUUGUUUAAACAACGGAUGUGUGGCCCUUUUCACUAGUUGUAGUGGCGUCUGUUUAGUUAAAAAAAUAUGAAAAUAAUACCAAGAGUAGUUUUUUUGGGGUUUUUUUUCUUUUUAAGUCUGAAGCAAAUCUACGGUUCAGUCUAAAGUUUAUACUUCGUGUAAUAUCUCUAAACUAAGUACAUAAUUUACAUGUGUUGUGACGAAUGCUGAAAUGUUAUGAUCAGAAGUCGUUUGUUUCAUUUCCUCACAACAUAACUUGAGCUCGGAGUGGCAGUUAGUGAAAAUCGUAAAUUGUAGAUUAUUUUCUUUUGUUUUGACAUUUACCUCACUAUUGUCGUCGCUGUUCGACACACUUGUAUUUAUUAACGGCGCUUUUUAUUUUCACUGAUAAAUUGCGAAUAAGCCAAUUCAUGUUAACCUCACUAUCUAUUUUCAACGAGUGCAGAUCUCAGUCCGGGUGAGGGAACGAGUGUGCCGCUGUCUGGCAACUUGUAUAGAGAUGCCGGUUUGAUCAGUUUGUUUCAUACGUUAGAGAUGCUUUAGACUGAACCCAGGUGUGAAGCCCCUCUUGAAGCGCUUAGAUGCGAGUGCAGGGAAUGUCCAGUCCCUGAUCUGUGCCUCUGUUCAAAUAAAAGCAGGAUUUACAUGCAUUACAAAACCAUUAAGUGGAAGAAAAAUGGGAGUGCAACACAUCACAAAUUUUGAACAAUCCAAAGAUUCUUGUGAACUUGUUCUAGGCAGGGAUUUUUGUUUGUUAGGCAGAAUUUUUUCAUAGUUUUGUUCCUUUUUUUUAAAUUUUUUUUUAUCCGGAUUGACUGGCGUUUGUGCAAAGAUCUGCGGAUUUGUGCGCCUUAAAACAGCUCACAAGUGCAGAGACGUUCCACUAAUGUGCCAAACACAUCGAGUCUUAAAUUUCUGUAUACGUUUAAUGAUGAUACUCUGUUACGCGCUCUGUGUCCCAUCAUGUUGUUGUCCUUCACAGAGUUCAAUGUAGCUAAAUUGUAUCCAUUUGUGUUUCCCAUGACGGGUGUUUUGUGAACAAGAACCAAUAUGAGCAGCUCCAAAUAUGCAUUAUUCCACAGUCCCUCACAAUUCAAAAGUGAAGCACAAAAUAAAAGGACUUUCACUGAAAGAGCUGAAACGUUGAAGCACAAUUUUUCUUUUUGUCUCCCUCUCUUCCCCUUGGUCUAAAAUCGAAAUGCGGUUGUGAGAAAUCGAACAUUUUCAUUUGAAAUGUUGCUGUCGAGGACAGUGUUGUCGUAGCUGUAGUAGGCAGGUUGUGUUGUCUCUCGGUGUUGUUGAUGUUUAAUGUUAUUCCCUUUGUUCACUAUUGGCAUGGUGCUUAUUCUUCCCACUUUUCUUCAUCGUUUCCUGUGUUGCAUUCAAUGUUUUGUGUUUAGAUGAUGUGUGCACCUUCGAAAGCCUCCUCCUCAUGCAAACAUAAUCAUUCAUGAUUUUCUUUUUCAUCCCCUUUCCUUUUUCCGUUGUGCUUUAACCUAGGUUUGUUAUUCGUUUUUUUUGUUUGUCUUUGUUCUAGAUAUCUUCGUACCCGUUUGUCAUCGUUUGCCUAGCAUGUCGAUGUGACGUCAAAAGUUCAUCGUCCAGUCCGUUGUCCUCUUCGCUUCUCUGACGCUUGAAAUUUCACACUUGACCUUUUUGUUAACUUUUGACGCUUAUUGAUUACUUAUUUUGUUUGUUCAUUUGUCAUUUGUGCUGCCAAUAGGGAGCGUUAGAAAGACUGCUAAAAGUGUAAAACGUUUCAUGAAAAUUGUUCUGAGCAAAGAGUCUAUUUUUCUAGAACGUACAAACACUAUAACCACUAGAUUUUUGCCGAAGCUUUUAAUUUUUCAGAUUUUGUUCUUUAUUGAUUUUUAUUGUUUUCCAGCAGUCUUCCUAGCGCUUCUGAUUGUACUCCUUUUUGGUUUUUGUUUUUCUUCUCAAAGCAGCCAUUCAGUUUAUAGAAUCACUUGUGUGUUCAAGUGUGGGUGUGUUUCCCUCUUUCUCUCACUUGUUAGUUCUAAACCUUUUAGAGGAUGUUUUCGUCACAUUUUGCUGAAAUCGAGGAUAAACUUUGUAAUUUUGUGUUAGGUUAGUUGGCAUGAUGUAAUUUUGGGAGUUUCUAUAAACAGAGUGACAUUACAAUAGACACUUGAAUUGCCUUUUUUUUCUUCUUUGUGUGUCGAGCCAACACAGGCACAUGUUUUUCAUUUCCUUAUUGUGUGAAAAUCAGGAUUAGUCUGAAAUAAUGCAUAGAAUGAGCAAAGUUGAAUAUCUUGUCACAGGUAAAUAUUAAGCAUGCAUGUUUUUUUGUAAGUGCACUGAAAUCCUCAGCAAAAUGUGAUCUAGUUCUGUUUCAAAAAUUCAAGAUGAAUAAAGUGGUGCCAAAAGUUUUGCAUGUUGCUGUUGGUUACAUUUACAGUAUGUUUCACAUCAUGCUUAUGGCUCGUGCUGCAAUGACAUGUGGUCUCAUUUUGAUGGUUUAAGAUUUAAAAAAACAAUACAGUGUGUGUUUAGGUUAUGGGUUAAAGUGAGUUUUAACAAUGUAUUGUUCUAAAAAUUGAAGUGGGUUUCAAAUGAGUCCUUAGAGAUAAAUUGUGCCUACAGCAGCAAAAACACAUGCUCUUCUUGAUGAUGUUCAGUUAAUGAAAAUGUGUUACGACCUUAUAGCUGGUCUGUUUUACAGAGCUUGCAAGCAUUUUCUUUUUUCUUUCCCAUUCUGACAUCUGUACAAGUUGUGACGUUCUGGACUGAUUGGUAGAGCUCAACUGCAGCUUUGCCCCCUUAGCCUUUAGUUCACAGGCAUAUCUCCACAAAUGAAGAGCUACAUUUGGAAGUUUAUUUUCUCUCUCUUUUUUGAAAAGAUGUAUUCUGACAGACUAAUCUAUUUGGGGGUUGAGGUGGUUGUUUUCUAUGUAGAUUUUAAGCUGCUGUUUUGUUAGUUUAAAUGUACUCUUUCCUGUGGGAUGUUUGUCAUUACUGGUACAGAGUGAUUGUAUUUAACAUUUAAGAUUUGUACAGAUUUUUCUACUUCAUAAGUUGUUUCACAAUGUAAAUCCCAGUAAGUAGAAGCAUGAAGACAGUAACACCAUGACCAAACUUCAACCUGUACAAAGUAACCAAAAUGCAAACACAAAUCAACUCCACAAAACAGCCUUUAAAUAAAGAUGUUUUUUUUAUUAGUUGUUUUGUCAUUUAAGUUGUGGUUUUCAUUGGAAGUGUAGAGAGUGCAGAAUUUAUUUAAUGUCUGAAACAAAUGUGUUGUAUAAGGUUGGUUAAGGAUUUCACGCUACUGUCUCUACAGAAAUAUAGCAAAAUUGACACCCAUGAAGCAGGCAUCUGGUCGUUUUUUUAGUUUGUGUGAUUAAACAGUUUGAAAACAUUCACACACAUUGUGUCUGAAUUCAUUUUUUCUGAAUUUAAAGAUGCCAGAAAUGUGAAUUCAAAUGUGACUUUAGAGUUUUUCAAUCACAUGACAAUUCAUGAUUUACUACUCAUUGUACUUUAAAUUAUUUAUCCUAGUCAGUACUAUAAAUAAAUAUGCAAUAGCUGCUGCUACAGUCAGAUUGGUUGUAAUUGGUUGAUUAUAUAUGCUAGCCAUAAACCAAUCAGACAAAUGCCAUUUUUGUUAAAGUCCUGUAUUCAGCAAACUCAAAAAGCAUGAAAAAGUUGAGAGCUUUCAACAAAUGAAAACAAUUAAAAGUGCCAUUUACCCUUUACUGCCUCCUCUGCAAUAUUACAUUAAUGAAGAACUGAGACAAUUCAAACUUUACACCUGGUAAUCUUUUUUUAAUGCACUUUUCUUUUUUAAAUCAUGGUACCAGCAGUUGUCACAUCAACAAGGUAGUCAUUGUUUAUAUGACAGAAGUUAGGGAGGCCAUAUGUUGAACUACACUGAAUGGCUCAAGUUCCACAUCAGUAGGUAGAAAUGAACUGAUUUACCAAA